GGUCCCCCAGAUAAGGGCACUUAACAUAUACGCCGCCCAGGACUCCUUGAGGUGACCGAUGUACGUCAAUUGCUGCAAUGGCACAGGACGUCGAAAGUGAGGUAUGAAAACAUCAGGCCCUUCAUCAGGCUACAGCAACCGCAGAAACACGCAUCAGGUCACUCAGAGCACAUCCCCUUGGGACAUGGACGUACUCCCAGCCAGACUCACUCCAACUCGCCUCAGAUCAUUGAACUAAACGGAAUAUUUCAAAGACAGCUCUCAGAGGAUGCAGCACACAUUCGCACACGCCCUAGCGCAGCCAUGCUUCAGAACAGCGGAGCAACUGACACUGCGUCGUGGCGGCGGGAGCGUCAACUGAUGAUCAGAAAUCGCCGACGCAGAUCGUCAAUGAUCGGAAGUGUGCUGUACAGUUCCUCGAGGUACUCGCCUUGAUAGACAGAGUUACGAGAAGAACAGCACAGAGAAAUAGACAACAGACAAAGACAGAGACAAUGGCGUCCGUUACGGGAUCCGAGCUGGAUCUUUACAAACUCCUUGAACGAGCAGACCUUCUCUCCUACUACGAGAAAUUCAUCGAGAUAGGCGGGGACAAUGUGCAGCAGCUUCGUGACUCCAUAGGACAGGAGUUGAUCGACAUGGUAGAUAUGGCCAGAAAGCCACUUCACGUCAAGAGGUUCAAGAAAGCCCUGGCACAGUGGGAACCCCAACCAGUCGCAGCAACAUCCACUGCAGCAGAUGGAGCAGGAGGGGAGAUUCACGAACUACUUCGACGAGCAGAUCUUCUAUCCUACCACGACAAGUUCAUGGAGAUAGGUGGCGACAAUGUUCAGCAGCUUUGUGACUCCACAGCGGACGACUUCCAAGAAGUGAUUGCCCUUGUUGAUAUGGCCAGAAAGCCACUCCACGUGAAGAGACUGAAGAAAGAACUGGACCAGUGGACAGGACAGUGGGGCGCAGAGAAUGUGCACCGGCUUGAUGACUGGAUGGAGGAAUACUCUCAGGAUGCUGUCAGGCUGGUACAGACGGCCAGGAAGACUUUCCACGUGAAACGAUACAAUGAAGCACUGGAACUUUGGGUACGCAAUGCAGGUACAUGGGAUUCAGGCACAUCUGCGCAGAUGACACCCGCGACGUUUUCCACACGGCAAGAUGAGCAAUCAGUAUCCUUAGAAGAAUCGCCUGGGACUGAGAACAUCAGGACUGCGAUGCACCUUGCCAUUGACAGCAGAGAUGUCGGGCGAGUGCGAGAGUGCCUGCAAGCAGAACCGCAACUGAAAGUCUGGCUCCAUCCAGUCGAGAAAGAGUCAGCUCUGAACCGAGCAGUGAAGCAAAAAGCAUUCAGAUUGUAUGUCCUUUUGGUGUCAGAGAAAUGUAUAUUCAAGGACAGUGAAGAAAGCGAGUCUCUCUUACUCCUGAAUCCACUUGAAAAGUCCGAACUUGUACGACAAGUAAAAUUUGGAAGCGAAUACAAAGGAUCUCACCUCAGUGCCCUCAAGAGCAGAUCGAGGAGCCUAGCCGUUUUUGACGGAUUUGACAAAUUUCUGGAUAACUUGUAUGAUGCUCUCGACAGCAGCGAUUUACUCAAGCCUGUUUUGAAAGUAGCUUCAUUGGCCCCUUAUUUGAGAGUACGCUUCGACUUUAAGCAAGAGCACAUCCCGUGCAUGGUGGGCGGCAGUAGAACUGGCUAUGGCUUAACUCAUCCAGAAAAACAAGUCAUCUUUAUCGGAGCCAAGGUACUUCAACUGGAACCGUCACACGCCUCACAAAGUCGCACGAAGGAAGUCGCAGGGACACUAAUUCACCAACUGUGUCAUUUGGCUGUUGAUCUUGUAUACAGAAAUGAAGGAAAGCCGUACCGAAGCACGGAUGCAAUGAGCAGAGACUGGUACGCAGACAUCGUUAACGAUGUCAGAGGUAGAAAGGACGAGUUACAUAAAAUGUUAAAAUCUGCACUUCAUUGGAAUGACGAACUAAUCGAAAGCGAACUAAUAGUUCGAAUACCCCAUGUUCUUGCUCUUUGUCCUGCUGAAGGCAACACUAUUCUGGAGCAGCAAGUCCCGAGGCUCUACCAAUUCUUCAAAAGGCACGUCGUCGAAGAUAUGAAACAGUGCAUACGGAACGGCUGCUCCAUAAGUGACAUUGAGAUCAUCAAGGAGGAAAAUACAAGAUUAGGGAAGACGUCCUCGACAGAAGAACUUGGGAUAGAAUUUGUGACACGGCUUGAUGAGUCGAUUCUAAAACGUGAGCCACUUGUUGUCCUCGUAGCAUCAAAUAUAGCAUUUCUCGAAGUUAUGGUCAAUGACCUCUUAAAAUCUGCAACAGGUUCGUACCUGUUUCUCGAGGCAUCCCGUUGGGGGAAGAGAACGGAGGAUGUACUAAUCAAGAAUAAGUGCAGGUUUUUGCUUGUAUCGUGUGACGGCAAAAGUGACCUCAAGGAGAUUCUCGAACUCUGCAAACAGCUGUUUUGCGUCACGGGCACGAAAAUAGUUCUGAUGACGUCAGAGGGCAACCUGGAGCACUGCCUCCAGGAAGUUGAAAAUACAUCACUACAUCACAGCGAACUUUACAUUGAUGUCAUACACAGCGCUGCUUUUGUGAACCUGACACCCAAGUGCAAGAGCGAUAUUAUCCGGAAAUCGUGUAUCGCUCUUCAGUCUCACGCGGAACAGACAUUUAUUCCAGACAUUCUGGAUGUCGAUAGGUUCCUGAAAAUUUCUCGGGAGGACACGUUUCUGACGCUGUGCAGAGAAAGAGUCUUAUUUCUUGGACCACGAUUGAAACAACUUGGGGAAAACAUAAGCGGGUGCUACAUUGAACAAAAGUGUGGAAGGUCCGUCGAGGUUGAUCUGUGCAAGAUCGGGGGUCGUGCUGAGGACUGCGCUUUCGCUUUCUUUGACUGUUCCGAGGAAACGCUCCAUUCAUUCCUACCUGCUGGUCUUACUGCGAAGCGAAUAAGUGACUUGGAAAAGUUCGAGCGAAUUGUCAUUCUGGAGAGUGACAGAGACUACGAGCUCCUUGUUCAGAGGGAACACUACACGAGUAGGACAGUACACCUCCUGGAAUUCCAUGAGCGACGUUUCAUAUGGAAAAAGUCAAACGGUGCUGUGAGUCACCUUCCCACAAUUGGGGAAGAAAUUUACCCCGGGAAUUCUCUGCUGAAAACGAGCGAGAGAGUCGUCGUUGUCUCGGGAGACCCAGGAACGGGGAAAACCAUCCUGGCAACGCGACUCUGCAGAGAAAUCAAGAAAGCAGACAAGAAAGCGUGGGUGCUUUACAUUAGUGAUUACCCGAAGAUUGAAGACGCUACGAGAAUGUUCCACGAAGAAAGUGGCGGCAUCAAUUUCGAACAGUUCGCGAAGUUGUGUCGCGUGAAGACAAGUGGAGAAGAGUUUAAACUGUUUCAACAAAGUGUCACAAAAGGAAGUCCGUUUCACGUCUGGGUCAUUUUCGACGCGCUCGACGAAAUUCAGGAGACCAGUCAGAAAAUCAUCCUUAAGUUCGCGAAGCUCUUGGCUCAAGCAAAACUAACUAAGGUGUUCAUUUUCAUGCGCACUACAUGCAGAAAUGAAACUGAAGAUGAAAUGCACUCGGUGGCUUACCGCAUGAUUCCGUUCUCCAACGAAGAUCAAGCUCAAUUUCAGCAGAAAAAUCAGAAACAUGCUCAUCAAAUACCGUCAUCUGUGCCUAACACUAAGAUCGACGAGAAAGCAUCAAGAAGGCACCAGGCAGUGCCAACCACCGACCUGCUACCCAUGGCCAUUAAGCCCCUUCACGUAAAGAGUCUCAAUGAAACAGCGCAAGAGUGGACAGGGCACGUAGGUACAUCCUGUUCAGACACACCUACAUCGCCAACGCAAGAUGUCCUACCAGCACGGGUAGAAGAAUCUGCGGAGACUGAGAACAUCAGGGCCCAGAUGCAUCGUGCUAUAGACGACAGAAACAUCAAACAAGUGCGAAGGUGCCUGCGAGAAGAGCCACGUCUAAAGAUGUGGCUCCAUCCUCUUAAAAAAGAGUCAGCUUUGCAUCGAGCUGUUAAGAAAAACGCGUUCAUGGUAUACGGCGUUCUGAUGUCACGGAAAUGUGACUUCAUGGAUGAGGCCGAACGCGAUUGCCUCGAACACUUGAAUACUCUCCAAAAGUCCGAAGUUGAGCGUCAAGAAUCGUUUUUCGUCAAACACGAAACACAUUACAUCUCUGUCCUCAAGUGUAGCUCCACGAGCGCCGCUGAGUGUGCAAGAUUUGAACAAAUUUUGGAUAAUUUGUAUGGUGCUCUCGACAGCAACGAUUUACUCAAGCCUAUUUUGAAAGUCGCUUCGAUGGCACCUUAUUUGAGCAUUCGCUUCGACUUUGAGCGAAAGCACACCCAGUGCAUGGCGGGCGGCAGCAGAAGUGAGUAUGGCUUGACUCACUCAGAAAAGCGAAAUAUCGUUAUCGGAGCGAUGGGACUUGAGGACGAACAAACAGACGCCACGAAACGUCGCACCAGGGAUGUCGAAGAGAGUCUCGCCCACGAGUUGUGCCAUCUGGCUCUUUCUCUGGUAUACGGAAAUGAAGGAAAGCCGUACUGGAGCACGGAUGCACGCAGGAGAGAUUUUUACGCCGACAUUAUCAAGGACGUUAGAGGUAGAAAGGACGUCCUUGAAGGAUUCUUACAACUGGCAUCUCCUGGGAAUGACGAAAAAGAACUGAUUGUUCAAAUACCGCGCAUUCUUGCUCGGUAUCCUGAGGAUAGCAGCACAGUUCUGGAGGAAAAUGUGCAGGGUCUCAACCAGUUCUUCAAAGACUACGUCGUCGAGGACAUGAUAGAGUACAUUCAAGACAGCUGUCCAGGGAAGGAUAUCGAAAUGAUAAGGCAAGAAAAUGCCAUACUGGGGAGGGCGUUCCGGACAGAAGAUCUCGGAAUAGAAUUUCAGGCACCGCUUGAUCACUGUGUUCUUCGACAUGGUCCACUUCUUGUCCUGACAGCAUCAAAUUUAACAUUGCUUGAAGUGAUGGUGAACGACCUCGUAAGAUCUGAACGAGUUUCUUACUUAUUUCUUGAAGCAUCGCAGUGGCUGCAGAGAACGAUUAAAGUCCUACAGAAAAACCGGUGCAACUUUUUGAUCGUAUCGUGUGAACGCAAAAGUAACGUUGGAGUGAUUCUCGAAUUCUGGAAAGAACUGCAUGAUGUCACCGGCAUGAAGAUAAUUCUGCUGACGUCAAACGACAAUCUGGAGCACUGUCGCCAAGAAAUUAGCGAGAGCCCACUCUGUGACAUGGAAAUUUACGUAAACACCAUACACAGUGCCACUGUUCAGAACGUCACGUCCAAGUGCAAGAUUGAAAUUAUCAAGAAUGCAAGGAUCGACCUUCAGUCUCCAGACGGGCGGUCAUUCCUUGAAGACAUCCUGGACAUCGACAGCUUUCUGGAAAUUUGCGAAGAAGACACUUUUGUGAAAUUGUGCAGCAAAGAGAUUUUAUAUUUUGGACCACAGCUGAAAAAACUUGAAAAAAAUGUAAGCUACUGCUAUAUUGAACGAAGAUGCGGGAGGUCCGUCGAAGUUGAUAUGCUGAAGAUCAAAGAGUGUUCUAAGGACGACGCUUUGGCUUUCCUUGGUUGUUCGGAGAAAACCGUUCAGGCGUUUCUACCCACAGGCAUUAAUGUCACUCGAGUGAGUGACUUGGACAGGUUCGAGCAAAAUGUCAUUCUGGAGAGAGAGAGUGACUACGAGCUUCUGGUUCAGACGGGUCACUACACAGGGAAGACAGUCCACCUCCUCGAGUUCCUAAAAGGACACUUCAUGUGGAGAAAAUCAAAUGGCGCUGUAAGUCAUCUUCCCAGGAUCGGGCAAGAAAUUUACACCGUACGCUCCCUGCAUACAAUCAAUGAGAAAGUUAUCGUUGUUUCUGGGCACCCUGGAAUGGGAAAAACCGUGCUGGCGACGCGACUUUGUACAGAGAUCAAAAACGCAGACAAGAAUGCAUGGGUACUUUACGUCAGUGAGUACCCGAAGCGCCAAGAAGCGAUGAAAUUGCUUAAUCGACAAACUGGAAGUAUCAACUUCAAGCAGUUCGCGAAGUUGUGUCGCGUGGCGACAAGGGGAGAAGAGUUUGAACUGUUUCAACAAAGUGUCAGUAAGGGAAGUCCGUUUCACGUCUCGGUCAUCUUUGACGCCUUUGACAAAAUUCAGGAUACCAGUUUGAAGUUCAUCCUUCAGUUUACUAAGGCUUUGGCACAAGCACACCUACCUAAGAUAUUGAUGUUCACACGCGAUAUAUAUAGGUAUCUGAUUGAAGAUGAAAUGAACGUGGUGUCUUUCCACCUGAUUCCCUUCUCCGAAGAAGAUCAAGCAGAAUUUCUGGGAAAAUAUGAGAAACACGUUGGUGAAAUACCUUCAUCUCUACCGAAUGCCAAGAGCGAUGAGAAGCAAAUCCAAAACAUUCCUCGUCACGUCAAGGAAGAAGAAAGCCCUCUUCUAGGCUCUCUCCGGGGUAACCCUCUUUUUCUUCGCAUAUUGGCAGAGGUGGAGCGAGGAAAAACUUGUGGACGUGAUUACAGCUACGAAAAUUGCUUCAGAUGUUUAUCCGUGUUCACGUCGUACGUUGAGUACCUGCUGUGUCACAAACAAGAAAAUAAGGGGUACAGAAGGGGAACCGAGAACGAAAAUGAUGACGCUAGGUUGAAGUCAAUAUUUUACAAAUACCUCGGUCUUCUAGCACUGAAAACAGUUCUCUCCAGGGAUGUCCUCGAGGAACUCCUCAGCGAAAGUGAAUCCUACUACCUCCAAGGCAGCAGGCCACUAGCCAUGGUGGUCAAGGAGAACAGUGUAAGGUGCGGUCUUACACAGAGACUGGGGAGUGACGACUUUCGUUUUGUGCACCACAGCUACGCCGAGUUCUUCGCGGCAUACCUGCUCGCCGAGAAGGUAAAAAAGGCAAAUGACACCGGUGAUGUGAAUGUACUACGUAUCGUUUCCAGCUUGUACGGAGAAUCUAGAUACUCGGGCAUGUUGACCUUCUUUGAUGGAAUCGCAGCGAAGCAACACGCGUUACAUAGCAGCAUAAUGAAUAACGACAUUGAAAGUGCUAAAAAGGCUGCUGAACAGGGUCGCUCCCUAGACGGUCUCGAAAGGACGCCGCUGCACGUCGCUGCGCUGCACGCUGAUCCGUGUAUCUUAGGCUGGCUUACCGUUAACCGAUCCCUAACACAGAGAGAUAUGAUAGGUAUGACACCUCUCAUGUACGUUGACAAGAUUCGCUCCUGGGCAAGAUUGGACGUUUUCUGUACGCGCAGUGGUGGUUUUGCUGUUGACUGGUUUCACCAACUGCCGACAGCAUUCGAGAACAUUACGACUGAGCGACAUUUUAAUCGUUCAAUUUUGUACAACGUCAUUUACAAGCGGCGUAAGGGGCUAUUGUCUGUGCUGCUCAGAGAGUUUUGCAAAAACAAGAUGUCUUCCCGUGAGAUCUGCCCUGAGGGUGCACCACAAUACUUCAGGGAACGCGUCAACCCCGAUGAACACGGCAAUUAUAUCCCUGUGGACAUUGAUCGUAUUAAGGACGACAACCAGUGUACGCCUUUACAAAUGAGUGUCAUUUUUGGUGAACUCGAUAUUGUCCAGAUGCUUCUGCCUUAUUCGUCCUUACGCGUACGUAACAAGUUUGGUAUGACGCCGCCUCAGACAUGUGCUUUCUUCGGCCGUACAGACAUUCUAAGGCUUCUGCUUCCUUUAGCAUCCUUCCAGGACUGGUACAGUUCAGAAAACGCGCUUGAAGGGAUCGAAUGCCACACUAUCAACAUGGUUCUUCCCGGUACUGUAGACUUCCUACUUCCACAUUUCUUGACCGGAUCGCCUAUUAAAGAGCAGUUGUUACGUAGCAGCCUCGUUGGGGGACACAUUGAAGUGACGAGAGCUGUUCUUCCUCACACUGACGACCGUAUCAAUCGAGGUAUAACGGCUCUACAAGCAGGCGUGCUCUCCGGUUACUUGGACGCGGUGAGACUAAUGCUGUCUCACACCGAUGUUCAUGGAGAGAACAAACUUGGCGUCACUCCACUUCUCAUGGACGUUGACGACAGUUGUUGUUCACUGAAUAAAAGUCGGCCGUACAGGGAUCGGCAAUCGGAGGACUUAGAAGACGGAAAGGGGAGUAAGACUGGUACUGCCAUUGCGAAACUCCUCAUUCUCCGUUCGGACAUCGUCUCUCUUGGCAUCGACGCAAAAACAGCUCUGCGGAUUGGCAUGAACUGUGGGAAUCCCGUCGCCACUUUCAAGCUGCUACUUCCUCAUCUAUCACACACCUCUCGUACUACAAGACAAGAAAUCACGGCCCAUCAUCCAUUAAAGGUUGGAGAGCAGGAUAUCCUAAAGUACCUCAUUUCUUACACCCCGAUUAACACACUGGAUGAAGGCGGAUGUAUACCACUAGCUUCCUGCAUCCACAAUAGGUACUUGACCGCCGCGAAACUUCUCCUUCCUCUUACAGACGUCCACAAUCAAAGCCAAUCUUUGUUCGAGAGUAUCAUCGGAGGCGAGUGUCACGUCGUGGAGAUGCUUCUCCCCCACUCCUUCGAACGUAGCUGCAACACCGCGUUGCUAGCUGCCGUUCAUCUGGGAGACACGGAAAAAAUGAAAUUACUUGUUCCCCAUGCUGAAGUGAACGGCCUUGCAAUGACGCCAAUGAUGGCAUCGCGUAGAACGGUGAACCGACGUGACUGGCCGUCGACGCUCCUGGUGCUACUCCAUCUCCCUUACCUUCUGCCUUAUCUGAACACACGGGACUGCGACAUCAGCCACAACGGACCAUUAUUGUUGAGUGCCUGCAAAACUUCGAAAGAAAAAGAAGAGGAAGAAGGUGAAGAUGAAGAUAAAAACGAAGGCGAGGAAGAAGUAGUAGAAGAAGGUGAUGUACAGAAUGGGGAAAUGUGCGUUCCAGAUGCCAAAAUACUAAAGCUACUUGUUCUCCACUCGAACUUCCGUAUUGUGGAUGCGGAUCGGGCUCUGCAACUCGACGGCAGCAUUCAAAACAUUCACACGAUGAAGUUGCUACAACCGCAUUCAAACAUCCAGAAGUGGACAAGAAUCAGUGACAAUGUGAAUCAGGUUCAGGAAGAGACUGCGGACACACUGCGUUGCGUAUUGCCGUAAUGCUUCGAACAUACAUGCAUGUUUAUUAAAAUACGUAGGCCACACCGGCAGCACAACAGGAUAAAACAUGACUUAAAAUAUAUAGUAAGUGUUAACGAUUCGGGGCCUAUUCAGGCCUCAUCUGAGGAGAAACAACUGUGGUAGUUCACACAUUGGCAUUGACUUCUAUCCGCCACUCAGAAAUAAAGCAUAAAUCCAUGCUCAGGGCAAAUGCCUUCGUUUUUUUUCCCCUACGUAUGUGAAAGGCGUGGUAUACAAAAUAAACCUCUCUGUGGCGAAGCUGUAUAGACUAUUCAAAAUGUGCAUUACACAGGUACCAGUGCUUGUCCUCGUCGCGUGAUAACCUUGGGGUGUACCCCAGAAGGAUUUGCAACGAACAUUAUUUACACAUUCCACUGUAUUCAUGAUUAAAAGCGUUAAAACCCCA
Molecule: messenger RNA, 9558 nt
Organism: Ornithodoros turicata
Lineage: Eukaryota; Metazoa; Arthropoda; Arachnida; Ixodida; Argasidae
Exons: 11
Coding region: 495-9131 (2878 amino acids)
Biological process (GO): regulation of DNA-templated transcription
Cellular component (GO): nucleus
Molecular function (GO): ATP hydrolysis activity; transcription factor binding; transcription coregulator activity
Source: RefSeq, a predicted model, not a curated record